Messenger RNA from Didymodactylos carnosus, 343 nucleotides. The record is from the annotation of a GenBank genome assembly. NCBI's taxonomy places the organism in Eukaryota, Metazoa, Rotifera, Eurotatoria, Philodinida, Philodinidae.
AAACUUCCUUCUCCUACAAAGACCUAAGCAAGAUGGAAUUAUGCAGGAUUGUACAGAAAAACUACGCUCAGACAACGGUUAUGUUGGUAGUGAUUCUAAUAAUACGCCGUGUUUGGUUCAAGGUUUAAUUCGUUCAGGUCGCACUCAAGAAGUUAAAACAAAAAUGUUACAUGAAUUAAGUUCAUUGGUAGCUAAAAUUACGGAGUUAGAUGAGAAACGCGUAACAGCUGGUUUCCUAGAAGGAUCGACCAAAAAUGCAUUAGAAAACGGCAUGAAAGCACCGGAAACAGGAGAAAAGACACAAUGGAUGGAAAAAUAUGGAAUUAAACUUGAUAAACAAUAG